This is a messenger RNA of Polistes dominula (European paper wasp), 3441 nucleotides long. It is a transcript of the gene Culd, whose product is annotated as CUB and LDLa domain. Gene Ontology annotation, molecular function: protein binding. The record is from RefSeq and is a predicted model, not a curated record. NCBI's taxonomy places the organism in Eukaryota, Metazoa, Arthropoda, Insecta, Hymenoptera, Vespidae.
CGUAACAGAGUUGAGUUGAGCUAACGAAAUUAUAUGCAAUCAUGUUGGGUUUCUUACUGAACAGAACGUUUCUUUCCAUCGUACGAAUAUGUUUCAAUCUCGGUAUGUGACGAUUAUCGUGUUGUAUUGUUUCACCGUAAUUUACGGUAACGUUGUGAGAAAUGAGGAUAUUUGUGGAACACAUAAUGGCAGACGUUUAUAUCUGGAAUUAGGAGAAAAGGGUAUACUUUAUGCUAAAAAUAUAACCUUCGUGAAAAAUUCACCUAGACAACAAUCAUCUAGAAUUUAUGCGACAAAUAGUUCGCACGAUCAAUGCAGUCUCGAAUUAGUAACCUGUCCUUCGUGUGUUAUAAUUGUUACCUUCAAGAAUAUUGCAUUAUCUCAAAAUUGCGGUGAUGGUGGUGUUAUGAUGGAUAAUCCAUGCAGGUGUGAUUACGUUUGGAUUUCUGAACCACCGUACGAAGAUGUUUCGGGUACACCUUAUUGCGGAUUAUAUUCUCCUAUCAUGUACAGAUCAAGUACCAGAACGUUAUCCAUCACUUUGCUUUACAGUCAAUCUCAUAAACAUGCUUUUACACUCGAAUAUACGGCCGAAAGAAACAGAUUACAUCUUAAAGGAACAGAAAUGAUGACAACUGUUACGAAAGGUUUGAAUAGUACAGGUGGAGGUAUUUUAACGUCUCCAUUUUUUCCAGCUCGAUAUCCAAGAGAUUUAGGUUUGGAAUAUAUAAUAACGUGUCCAUCCGAAGCUCCGUCAUGUAGGAUCAGAAUAUUGUUCAGUGAUUUUCAAUUAGCUACAGUUUCUAUCAUGGAGUUUUAUGAUUGGAAUGGUCAACGACUUGACGUUAGUAGUGGUGCAAGAUUUCGUCCACCGGUGAUAGUGAGUUCCGGUCCUUCUCUUCUGAUAAGAUUUUACGCUAACGGUGGUACAGGACUUGGAUACAAAGCAUUUUAUUCAUUCGUUAUCGGUCAUCUUUACGAUAAAUCAAUUCAACCUAUCACAGAUUGUGGAGGAUACGUUGAAAAUUUAGGUGGUGCGAUUACUAUGAUGGACAUGGUAGGCCAAGGUGUUAAAACUUACGAUUGCGUAUGGUUGAUCAGACCACCGAAAAAUUUUCUACACAUGAAAACACAUAUGUAUUUAAAAGUCGUUGCAUUUGCUGACAUGGCUGGUAAUACAGAAUUGACUAUUAAACAAGGCCCCACUUCAGCCCUUUUACCAUUAGAAAUUUUAAGACAUCCUGUAAGCCAAUUACAACCACUCAGACACAGAGAACACAUAGCACCUGUUACAAGUGGAUUUCACGUUAGCCUUCGUGGUACUUUUGGUCCAACAUCGCAUUUAGCUAUAGCCUAUACCGCUUUUAGUUACAUGGAUUGUUUCACGGGCUCCGACUUUCUGUGUCAAAAUCACAGAUGCAUACCGAGCCAAUUAAAUUGUGACGGAUUUGAUCAUUGUGGAGACAACAGUGAUGAACCAGCUACAUGUUUCAGAGAUUGGGACGUUGAACCUAGGGAUAGAAAAUGGCAUACAAAUAAAGCGAAUUAUUAUUUUCCAAAGAUCGAUCGUUAUCCAGAUUUAAAAACAGCCACGUUGGUUUUCGUUGCGAGUAGUCUUGGCUUGAUAGUUUUGAUAUCAGCUUUAAUAAUAUUAUUAUACAGAAUGGGUGCUAGAGCAAGACAACAAAGAGAAUUGCAAUCACGUUUACAAACAAUCAGUGAAUUAUUGGUGUUUGACAUUACAGAUGGUGCAAGAAUCGAUGAAAUCUCAGUGACGGAUGAUCCACCGGUUUACGAAGCACCACCUGGAUACGACGAAGUUGUUAAACUGAGUUUAGAAUCUGAGAAUGUUGGAAGAAAAAAGAGAAGAAGUUUGAGUCACGAUUCAAGAAGUAGAAGUUCAUCGAGUAGAUGUUCACACGAGCAAGAGGGACAAUUAUCGAUGUGUCUGGAAGGUGCCAGUACCAGUCGUGGUAGUCAAACAACUCCAACAACUUCAACUGGGAGAAAUCCAAGAGUUCCUGAAAGUCCACCACCACCUUACGUUACUCCUCCGGGUUCAAUUGGUAGAAUUGGUCUUCAUAUUUCAGAUAUACCAUCAUCUUCUUCGGGAUCUGCUGAAAUCAGUGACAGUGUUGGAAUCAGAAGAUGUCGAGCACGUCGAGCCUGGUUAAGAACAAGUUGUGAAUUAUCUCGAUCCCAACAACAAAAUGAAGAUCAAUUUAGACAGAUUAAAGAUUCAUCAUCUUCAUCGAUCGAUGCAGAAGUCCUUGGUGCGUAUCUUCAGGACUACAUUGCAUCCUGUUCGAGCUGCACGAUCGACUCCUCUGAUCCACAGUCGAACAACUCUCAGAAUGCAUCGAACGACAUCAAAGAAGAAUCCCAGGUAAUAGGAGAAGACGUAGGGCAAGGAGAAGACAAGGAACAUCAGGUGGACGACGUCGUUGGUAAUUCGUUGAAUGGAAGUACAGAUGGGUGUUCUUGUGAGGGUGCCUGUGGAUGUGCCAAUAAUCAAAUGGUUUUAAUCAACGAAUCAACGAUCAAUCAGAACCAACAAGAAAAUGGUUCAAUGAACGAAGAUUUGGAGCAAACGGUGACGAUGACUGACGAUGAAUCGGAAAGGAAACAAAUGAGGAGAGAAAAUGAAGAAGACGAGGAUGAUACAUCGUCACCUAAAAAUGCAAUUAUCAAACUUUUAGGUAAUAGUUGUUCCAGACAUAGCAGAUCAUCGUCAAUCAGUAACGUAAAUUCGACAGCUAUAUCCACAGCAGCUUCAACUCCUUACGGUACAUUAGGAAAAUCCUUUAGGAAAGUAUCCGUCUGUUCUCGUGACAGUUUUGCAACUAAAAUAUCAACCAUCAGUGUUUGCAAUAGCUGCGAGAAACUUCACGAUGAAUUUCAAUUUGUCUCAGAAGCAGCAAGCGUUAUAGGUGCUACGAAUCCAAGUACCAUGGCUAAUACACCUAUCAGUACACCUAAGAUCAUCAAUCUUCAACGUAGACGAGUUAGAAGAUAUUCAAGUUGCGAUUUGGAAAGUUUCUAUGAGAGUAUCAAAGUUUUGGAUUCUUACCUUGCUCAUAGAGGAACAUCAUCGAAUCAUCAAGCACCACGUAGACAAUCAACCAUUGCGGUUAUGCUAUUUGGUACUCCUGAACAUUCUGGUAGACGUUUAACUGGCAUUUCUAGAUCUGCUGAUGGAACAAUAAGAACUCGUACACGUAUAUGGCAUUCCAACGAUGAUACUUUGUUUAAUUAAUUAAUUUAUUAUUUUUUUUUUUUUUUCCUAUAAAUAAUUUACUCCAGGACAGUUUUUGUUUUUCUUUUUAUUUUUAUUGUAAAUGAAAUUUUCAAGAUAAAUAUGAACAUUUUUGCAAAGAGUUUUAUCAUAAUAUAUAUAUAUAUAUAUAUACAUACAUACAAAAUUAUUGCGAAAUAAACAAA